AUGAACAGUGCUACAUGGCGGAUUCCAUGUCGUCGCUGGGUUCAUGCGCAUUCGCGGUCUUCCUCUCUCCUAGCUCAGCUUCCCCUCCUAUACCCCCCGUCGACACGGCUGCUAGACGCAAUACGAUAUGCUUCCACCAAGACGCCAGCUUCUAGUAGUAACAACACCAGCCGUCGACCCUCUGGCCCCAAAAUCCGUGGACAUGCGGCUGUCUUUCUAGAACGCGACCUACCGGCUCCUCAGAUUGCCCAGAUAUUCGGCACUGCCACCAUAUCUGCAGAGCAGGGUAACCGGAUCCUACGGGCCCUCCAGGAGCAGCGGCUGUCAGGGACGCUUGAUCUCCCGUUGCCAGCUGAAAUUGCCCGCGUUGCUCCGCCGCAUAUUGUAGACUACGGUCUUGCAUGGCUGCGGAGAACCCAUCCCCUGGACGAGGACGCAGCUAUCCUAGCAAGAAUCGAAAGAGAGGAGCAGGAGGAGGAGGAGCAGCUGAUACGACGGGCAGAGGAACUAGGACUCUACAAGCCGCAGAGCGGGAAAUUCGGUACCAGCACCGCCAGAGAGGGAGAUGUCUACGGGAGCAGCAUACUCGAAGAAGUCAGGAAGAAGAAUAUGAAAGAGAGCAAAGAAACGGAAGAGGAAAGGAGGCAAGAAUGGCUUGAUGGCGAAGCAAAGCGGACGGAGGAGCUCCAGGCGCAGGCAAAAAAGUUCAAGGAUAUACAAAUGUACGAGCCACAGGAGCUCGUAGAAGCCCGUCCUCGCGCAGACCCGACACUACGGCCAGCCCUAGCGUGGAUUCAACAACAGCACUUGAGAGCAACUUCAACAGAUGCGGAUGCUUCGAACCUUACAACUGCACGCCGCCUCCUACCGUCCCUAGGAGUCGUUGUUCUGACCGUUGGGCUCUGCUACCUGUAUUCUGAAACAUACGAAGAACCUCGGCGUGAACAACGGAUGUGGCCGGAUAUCAAGCCUGCCGCAGCAACUGUGGUAGCCCUGGCACUGCCUUUAUAUUUACCAGCCAUGCACGAGGAGAUCGGCCGCGGAGACUUCAUAGCAGCCUAUCUAUCCUCCGGCGCCUUUGCAACCUUUGGCUCCUUUGCCAUCCGUGUUCUAUCAAACCACCUGAGCGUUUCGUCCCUCGGGGCAAGUGGAGCUAUUUCAGGCAUAGUUGCGAUGUGGUGUGUCCUUCAUUCAAAUGAUAAGCUCACCAUAGCCUUUCUGCCGCGCGAAUGGCAGGAUAAAAUAUCUGCAUCGGGCUCUACCUUCCUGUGCGCAAUAAUACUAGGAGAACUAUUGAAUUUCAUACCAGCAUUUCGCUUCUUCGCAGUUGAUCUGUGGUCACAUCUGGCCGGUUACGGUGCCGGGAUAGCUCUGGGUUUGCUGUGGAAGGAAAAAAAAGCGCGUGAACGCAGGAAUAACCCCCAAAGCUGGCUGAAAUCUUUUUGA
Molecule: messenger RNA, 1446 nt
Organism: Microsporum canis CBS 113480
Lineage: Eukaryota; Fungi; Ascomycota; Eurotiomycetes; Onygenales; Arthrodermataceae
Exons: 6
Coding region: 1-1446 (481 amino acids)
Cellular component (GO): membrane
Molecular function (GO): serine-type endopeptidase activity
Source: RefSeq, a predicted model, not a curated record